Messenger RNA from Myotis daubentonii (Daubenton's bat), 4540 nucleotides. RefSeq names its product mutS homolog 6 (gene MSH6). Gene Ontology annotation, molecular function: ATP-dependent DNA damage sensor activity; mismatched DNA binding; ATP binding. Gene Ontology annotation, biological process: mismatch repair. Gene Ontology annotation, cellular component: MutSalpha complex; nucleus. Lineage: Eukaryota; Metazoa; Chordata; Mammalia; Chiroptera; Vespertilionidae. The record is from RefSeq and is a predicted model, not a curated record.
GCCUCCCCCCCAGAUUUCCCGCCAGCAGGCGCCGCGCGGUGGAUGCGGUCCCUCUGGUCGCUCGCUCCGACGAGAGCAGUUGGGCCUCGCCGUCUGUCGCCAUGUCGCGACAGAGCACGCUGUACAGCUUCUUCCCCAAGUCUCCCGCGGGGCUGAGUAAUGCCGGCAAGGCCUCGGUCAAGGCCUCAGGUGAAGGCGGCGCCGCCGCUGCCGCCGGGGCCUCCCCUUCCCCCAGCGAGGAGGUGGCCCGGAGCGAGGUCGGGCCUGGGCGCUCCGCGUCGCCGUCCGAGGCGAGGAACCUCAACGGAGGGCUGCGGAGGUCGACAACUCCUGCGGUUUCCUCCAGUUCUUGUGACUUCUCACCAGGUGAUUUGGUUUGGGCCAAGAUGGAGGGUUAUCCCUGGUGGCCUUGCUUGGUUUACAACCACCCUUUUGAUGGAACAUUCAUCCGUGAGAAAGGGAAGUCUGCCCGAGUUCAUGUACAGUUUUUUGAUGACAGCCCAACAAGGGGAUGGGUUAGCAGAAGGCUAUUGAAGCCAUAUACAGGUUCAAAAUCAAAGGAAGCCCAGAAAGGAGGUCAUUUUUACAGUGCAAAGCCUGAAAUACUCAGAGCAAUGCAACGUGCAGAUGAAGCCUUGACUAAAGAUAAGAUUAAGAGGCUUGAAUUGGCAGUGUGUGAUGAGCCCUCAGAACCAGAGGAGGAAGAAAUGGAGGUAGGUGCAACUUAUCCAUCAGAUAAGAAUGAAGAAGAUAAUGAAAUUGAGAGUGAAGAGGAAGUGCGGCCUAAGGUGCAAGGAUCUAGGCGAAGUAGCCGCCAAAUUAAAAAACGGAGAGUCAUAUCAGACUCUGAGAGUGACAACGGUGGCUCUGAUGUGGAAUUCAAGCCAGAUGCUAAGGAGGAAGGAAGCAGUGAUGAAAUAAGCAGUGGAGUGGGGGAUAGUGACAGUGAAGGCCUGCAUAGCUUUGCCAAAGUUGCUCCAAAGCGGAAGAGAAUGGUGACUGGAAACGGCUCUCUUAAAAGGAAAAGUUCAAGGAAGGAAAUGCCCCCCGUCAGUAAACGAGCAACUGGCAUUUCCUCAGAAACCAGGAGUACUCUGUGUGCUUUCUCUGCCCCUCAAAAUUCUGAAUCCCUAGCCCACAUUAGUGGAAGAUGUGAUGAUAAUAGUCGCCCAGCUGUCUGGUAUCAUGAAACUUUAGAAUGGCUCAAGGAGGAAAAGAGAAGAGAUGUGCACAGGAGGCGACCCGAUCAUCCAGAUUUUGAUGCAUCUACACUCUAUGUGCCUGAGGAUUUCCUUAAUUCCUGUACUCCUGGGAUGAAGAAGUGGUGGCAGAUUAAGUCUCAGAACUUUGAUCUUGUUAUAUUUUAUAAGGUGGGGAAGUUUUAUGAGCUGUACCACAUGGAUGCUCUUACUGGAGUCAGUGAACUAGGGCUGGUAUUCAUGAAAGGCAACUGGGCCCAUUCUGGUUUCCCUGAAAUUGCAUUUGGCCGAUACUCAGAUUCUCUGGUUCAGAAGGGUUAUAAAGUAGCACGGGUGGAACAGACUGAGACCCCAGAAAUGAUGGAGGCAAGAUGCCGAAAGAUGGCACAUAUAUCUAAGCAUGAUAGAGUGGUGAGGAGGGAGAUUUGUAGGAUCAUUACUAAGGGUACACAGACGUACAGUGUGCUGGAAGGUGACCCCUCUGAGAACUACAGUAAGUAUCUUCUUAGCCUUAAAGAAAAAGAGGAAGAUACUUCUGGCCACACUCGAGUAUAUGGUGUAUGCUUUGUUGAUGCCUCACUGGGAAAGUUUUUCAUAGGUCAGUUUUCAGAUGAUCGCCAUUGCUCAAGGUUUAGGACUCUUGUGGCACAUUAUCCUCCAGUACAAGUAUUGUUUGAGAGAGGAAAUCUCUCAACAGAAACCAAGAUGAUCCUGAAGGGUUCAUUAUCCUCUUCUCUUCAGGAAGGUCUGAUACCAGGCUCCCAGUUUUGGGAUGCAGCCAAAACUUUGAGAACUCUUCUUGAAGAAGAAUAUUUUAAAGAAAAGUUAAAUGAGGACAGUGGGGUGGUAUUACCCCAUGUGCUUAAAGGUAUGACUUCAGAGUCUGAUUCUCUUGGGUUGACACCAGGAGAGAAGAGUGAAUUGGCCCUCUCUGCUCUAGGUGGUUGUGUCUUCUACCUCAAAAAAUGCCUUAUCGAUCAGGAGCUUUUAUCAAUGGCUAAUUUUGAAGAAUAUAUUCCCUUGGAUUCUGACAUGGUCAGUGUUAAAAGACCUGAUGCUGUUUUUUCUAAAGUCAAUCAACGAAUGGUGCUAGAUUCUGUGACAUUAAACAACUUGGAGAUUUUUCUGAAUGGAACAAACGGUUCUACUGAAGGUACCCUACUAGAGAAGAUUGAUACUUGCCAUACUCCUUUUGGUAAGCGGCUCCUAAAGCAGUGGCUGUGUGCCCCACUGUGUAACCCUUUUGCUAUCAAUGAUCGUUUAGAUGCUAUCGAAGACCUAAUGUUUGUGCCUGACAAAAUCACUGAGGUUGUAGAUCUUUUAAAGAAGCUUCCAGACCUUGAGAGGCUAUUGAGUAAAAUUCAUAAUGUUGGGUCUCCGUUGAAGAGCCAGAACCACCCAGAUAGCAGGGCUAUAAUGUAUGAAGAAACUACAUACAGUAAAAAAAAGAUUAUUGAUUUCCUUUCUGCUCUGGAAGGAUUCAAAGUAAUAUGUAAAAUUAUAGGGAUUAUGGAAGAAGUCAUUGAUGACUUUAAGUCUAAAAUUCUUAAGCAGGUCAUUACUCUGCGGACAAAAAAUCCUGAAGGUCAUUUUCCUGAUUUAACUGUAGAACUGAACCGAUGGGAUACAGCCUUUGACCAUGAAAAGGCUAGAAAGACUGGAGUGAUUACUCCCAAAGUAGGAUUUGACUCUGAUUAUGACCAAGCUCUUGCUGACAUAAAAGAAAAUGAGCAGAGCCUCUUGGAAUACUUGGAGAAACAGCGCAGUCGAAUUGGCUGUAGAACCAUAGUCUAUUGGGGAAUUGGUAGGAACCGUUACCAGUUGGAAAUUCCAGAGAAUUUCACCACCCGUAAUUUGCCAGAAGAAUAUGAGUUGAAAUCCACCAAGAAGGGCUGUAAACGAUACUGGACCAAAACUAUUGAGAAGAAGUUGGCUAAUUUGAUAAAUGCGGAAGAACGGAGAGACGUAUCAUUGAAGGACUGCAUGCGACGACUAUUCUAUAACUUUGAUAAAAAUUACAAGAAUUGGCAGGCUGCUGUAGAAUGCAUCGCAGUGUUGGAUGUCUUAUUGUGCCUGGCUAACUAUAGUCGAGGGGGUGAUGGUCCUAUGUGUCGUCCAGUAGUUCUAUUACCAAAAGAAGACACUCCUGUCUUCUUAGACCUUAAAGGGUCCCGUCAUCCCUGCAUUACGAAGACUUUUUUUGGAGAUGACUUUAUUCCUAAUGACAUUCUAAUAGGCUGUGAGGAGAAAGAGGAAGAAAAUGGCAAAGCUUCUUGUGUGCUUGUUACUGGACCUAACAUGGGAGGCAAGUCUACACUCAUGAGACAGGCUGGCCUAUUAGUUGUAAUUGCCCAGAUGGGUUGUUACGUACCUGCUGAAGUGUGUAGGCUUACACCAAUUGAUCGAGUGUUUACUAGACUUGGUGCCUCAGACAGAAUAAUGUCAGGUGAAAGUACAUUUUUUGUUGAAUUGAGUGAAACUGCCAGUAUACUUACACAUGCAACAGCACAUUCUCUGGUGCUGGUGGAUGAAUUAGGAAGAGGUACUGCAACAUUUGAUGGAACAGCAAUAGCAAGUGCAGUUGUUAAAGAACUUGCUGAGAAUAUAAAGUGUCGUACAUUGUUUUCUACCCACUAUCAUUCAUUAGUUGAAGAUUAUUCUCAAAACGUUGCAGUGCGCUUAGGACACAUGGCAUGCAUGGUAGAAAAUGAAUGUGAAGAUCCCAGUCAAGAGACUAUUACCUUCCUUUAUAAAUUCAUUAAGGGAGCUUGUCCUAAAAGCUAUGGCUUCAAUGCAGCAAGGCUUGCUAAUCUUCCAGAGGAGGUUAUUCAAAAGGGACAUAGAAAAGCAAGAGAAUUUGAGAAGACGACUCAUUCACUAAGAUUAUUUCGGGAAGUUUGCCUGGCUAGUGAAAGGUCGACUCUAGAUGCUGAAGCUGUCCAUAAGUUGCUGACUUUGAUUGAGGAAUUAUAGACUACAACAGAAGCUUUGAGUUGGCUUUUUUGACAAAGGUGGUAAAUUCAGACAACAUUAUGAUCUAAUAAACUUUAUUUUUUAAAAAUGACCAUUUUUCCAUUUUCUUUCUAGGAAAUUAAACCCUUUUAAUUCUUACCUACCUUCUACAUAAUGGUUAUUGAAUACUUCACAAUAUAUUAAGUCUAGAUGUUAUGGUACAUGCAUACACUUUCAGGCUGUUUAUACCCACUGUCACCAAUACACAUAAAUGGGGGAGGGAAGCUAUGAAACUGUAUAGGGCUGUAUAUAUACUUGUCUCAGCUUAAUGCAGGAAAUUGUUUUAAUUUCCAGCAGUUUGUCUAAACUGUUCAAAAAAAAAACAAAAA